Messenger RNA from Actinia tenebrosa (Australian red waratah sea anemone), 716 nucleotides. RefSeq names its product dynein light chain roadblock-type 2. Lineage: Eukaryota; Metazoa; Cnidaria; Anthozoa; Actiniaria; Actiniidae. The record is from RefSeq and is a predicted model, not a curated record.
AUUGAUUUAUUAUCGAUUAGCAAGUCAGAAAUCCCAGAAUUCUUUGUGUGUAUGAAAACCUCCUGGCAACGCCAGUAAAACACAGUCAAGCAAGAAAUAAAGAUGUCUGAAGUAGAAGAAACUCUAAAGAGAAUUCAGUCCCACAAGGGUGUUAUUGGGAUAAUCAUYGUCAACCAAGAAGGUAUUCCUAUUCGUACGACCCUUGAUAACUCGACUACAGUGCAGUAUGCUGGUUUGAUUCAUCAACUAACAGCCAAAGCACGAAGUACUGUUCGAGAUAUCGACCCUCAGAAUGAUCUUACAUUCCUGAGGAUUCGUUCUAAAAAACACGAAAUCAUGGURGCACCUGACAAAGAGUACUUCCUGAUUGUAAUCCAAAACCCCAAUGUCCAGUAACCACUUUUCCAAUAAAUUGUAAAAUAUUUGUAUGUAAUCGUUUGAUUCUGGAAAAAUAAUUAUGUUGUAUAUAUACUAUGAUAUUAUAGCAUAUCUGAUGGUUUAUAUGGUUGGACAUUACUUGUUUACUCCGUUUACACUUUCCUUUAGUCUAAAGURUUUGACCCUUUUGGGUAGAUGUAGCAUGAACACUGAUUUAGUCUGUAAAACAAAAUAUGAUUGCCUUACCUUCCAUAGGAUUUUUGGCGUACUAACAAAGGGGCUCUUGUACUGUAGUUCAUAAUUGCAGAAAAUAAACAAAAUAUUGAUGUGCAUGUCAA